CUGGUGUUGGGUUCUUUUUUAAUGAUUUGAGCUAUUGGGUUAUGACUUAUGAGCCAUUUCCGAUCAAGGUCCUGAUUGUGACAUGCUUUUUGUGCUAAAUUGCAAGUGAAGCUAAACAAGAAGCUGAUUGUUAAUGAUCUGAAUGUCGAAUCCAUAGGGCAACAAAGGACAAUGUUUAUACAAACUCAAAGCACACUGAAUACAUCAUCUCUAAUGUUCUAUCUUGGGGAACCAGUGAUGGAAGUUGGAGUUCAGAUUUUCCAAAUGCUAGUGCAACCAUGACUUCUUCUCAGCUAGCUAAAUCACUGUUCGGUAUUGAUGAGGCUUCAGAGCCAGUUGACAAGUUGAGAAGAAGAUAUCUGGUGGAUCACAUGAUAGAGGCAAGUUGUGUUGUUGAUAACCAUACUUCUCACCUUCUAUUCCUAUUAAGUAUUCAUGAAUUUGGAUUCACUGCCUGUUUCUUUCCCAUGGUUUGGUCACUUUUCCAGGAACCAUUGUUGCCUUUCCUUUAAUGGGCAGGGCACAAGCUUUUUCGAAAUGGUACCCAUUAGUUUUACUUGUGCUAUGAUGAGUUUCAAAAGAAAGCUCAGUUUCAAAAGAAAGCUCUGCAAUGUAUGUGGCUUGGGCGAUUCAGAAGAAAGCCAAGUUUGAUAUUGUGGAUCUUAAUAACUUAAUUUUUGCUGAAACAUUAUUCCUUUGGUUGUGAGCUGUUUCUUGAGUUUAUAUUUUGUCAAUUUCAUUUUCUAUGAGUAAAGUGUACUUUGAGGGAAGUUGGCAAUUUGUGGCAUGGAUAAUAGGCAAUGUAGACUUUUAAGGUCAGAG
This is a messenger RNA of Linum tenue, 822 nucleotides long. The record is from the annotation of a GenBank genome assembly. Lineage: Eukaryota; Viridiplantae; Streptophyta; Magnoliopsida; Malpighiales; Linaceae.